Molecule: messenger RNA, 606 nt
Organism: Linum tenue
Lineage: Eukaryota; Viridiplantae; Streptophyta; Magnoliopsida; Malpighiales; Linaceae
Source: the annotation of a GenBank genome assembly
AUGGCGAUCCUCUCCGACAUCGACGAAACGCAGACCAACCCAAUUCCCAACUCCCCUCCGCCGGAGAAGAAGGAGGAACCCACUUCUCUUCUUCCGAACGCCGGCAAUGGACUCGAUUUGGAGAAGUAUUCGUGGGGGCAGAGCCUUCAAGAGGUAACGAUCACUGUCCCAGUCCCUCCCGGGACGAAAUCGAGGCAGAUUUCGUGCGAGAUCAGGAAGAAGUCUCUGAAGCUCGGGCUCAAGGGCGAGCCGACGAUGAUUAUCGACGGCGAACUGUUGGGUCCAGUGAAAGUGGGCGAGUCUUUCUGGCAAUUGGAAGAUCAGAAGACGGUCUCUGUUUUGCUGACGAAAUCGGACGACAAGAAUUGGUGGAAGUCGCUGGUGAAGGGAGGGCCGGAGAUUGAUACGCAGAAGGUGGAGCCAGAGCCCAGCAGGCUGAGUGAUUUGGAUCCGGAGUUGAGGUCGACGGUGGAGAAGAUGAUGUUCGACCAGCGCCAGAAGCAGAUGGGUCUCCCUUCCAGCGACGAGAUUCAGCAGCAAGAACUCCUCAAGAACUUUGAUUUCUCCAAGAUGAAGAGGGUCGACAAAUUCACCAAUAUGCCUUAG